AUGACUCAUACCAUGAAACAGACAAGGAAGCGUGUUGAUACUCAAAAGAAGAACGGUCUUAUGCAACGCGGUCAACAAAAGAUCAAAUUAACGAUAAAUAAACCGCGAGGAUGUUUGCCACCAUUACCGCUUCCUUAUCCUCCAGAAAUUGACCUACAAAAAAUGGUGGCAAAACUUGCUUCUAAACCAAAGCUGGCACGAUUUCCUAAUGCUUUUAUAAUGUACAGAAAUGAAUAUGUUCAUUAUCUUAAAUCGAAAGACCUUCAUCUUUCCAUGACUGAAUUAUCUCCCAUGAUUGCGGCUUCUUGGAAACAAGAACCUGAAUAUGUUAAAGAUGCAUAUACUCAACUUUCAAGUGAAGCGGAAAAAUUGUAUGUGCGUGUAGCAGCAAACGCGCAACCCGAAAUAAAAUACAAAUUUCCGUCUCAACAACGCCAUCCAACAUUUAAUGAUUUUUCUUCUCAAGAUACAAAUAUUAUGACAACUCCAAGAAAAAAUAAUGAUAUCACAAGAACUUUAAUUAAUAAUAAUUUCACCAAAUAUGAAGACAUUGUCUCAGAAUAUAAUAGAUUAUUGGAAUCACCAUCACCAACAUUUUUAGAAUUAAAAGGAUUUCCUAGAACAACAACAUUAUCAUCAUCAUCCAUUACAAGAUCAAGGAAUUCUUUAGAGGAAACAUCAUACUUUCCAUGGCCUUCUAAAUUUAAUAAUAAUGAAUCAUCUUCACUUAGAGAUACAAUUCAACAAUCUCAUAUUUCUUCAACAUCAAAUAUUAUAACAUGUGAAGAUUUAGGGAUUACAUUUCCGGAAUCAUCAAUUAUUGGACAAUUACCUCCUUCACCUGCUUUAGAUACCCCUUGUUCCGAGAACGCGUUGUCAUUUUCACCAACUUGCCCAAAUUGUAUCAGGAGACAUUUUUAUGAUCAUCAACCUUUUUCAUUCUCUCCUGCAUUAGAAAAUCAAGAUACUUCAACAAUUCAUCAUUCAACAAAUUUUUACCCUCCUUCACCUGUUUCACCAGUUCAACCUUUUACUGAUGAGUCUUCACAGUCUCCAAAUUUUGGUGGUGAAUUUGAAGUUUCGGAUAUUACCAAUGAUUUAUAUUAUGUUAUUGACCCUUCCUUAUCCUCAGGUCCAUAUACGAUUCCAACUUCUAGUAGAUGA
This is a messenger RNA of Diversispora eburnea, 1164 nucleotides long. NCBI's taxonomy places the organism in Eukaryota, Fungi, Glomeromycota, Glomeromycetes, Diversisporales, Diversisporaceae. The record is from the annotation of a GenBank genome assembly.